Toxorhynchites rutilus septentrionalis is the source of this 5067-nucleotide messenger RNA. RefSeq names its product poly(A) polymerase type 3 (gene hrg). Bases 830 to 2905 code for a protein of 691 amino acids. Gene Ontology annotation, cellular component: nucleus. NCBI's taxonomy places the organism in Eukaryota, Metazoa, Arthropoda, Insecta, Diptera, Culicidae. The transcript has 7 exons. Gene Ontology annotation, molecular function: RNA binding; poly(A) RNA polymerase activity. The record is from RefSeq and is a predicted model, not a curated record.
CAAGCUGUUUUGUGUGCGGCCAUCUUUGCUUUGGACAGGCUCUCAAAAAGAUUCCACUCCGCAGUGAAAAGUACGGAUGAGUGCGUGCGUGCGUGUGAUUUUCCAACAAACAGUUUUAUUUCGUCAGUGAAAAUUCGAGUGAGUGUGGACUCUAUUCGCAAUUUGCCGUUUUUACCUCCGUCGGGGACAAUUAAAUAAUCACAACGGGACUGGUUUCUGUUUGCGAGUGCGGUGUCUUUUUUUUCUGUGGAAAAGAUUCGGAUUCUCCGGAAGUGGCGAAACUAGUUUGCUCCCAUUCGCUUCUCCGGCCAGGUAAAGUGUUGUGUUGGAAAGUUUCGUAAAAGUUGGUGAACUCGUCGAAUCGACCCGAGGCCAACCACAGACGUGAAAACAAAGGAAAUAUAGAACAGCGCGUAUAUGAGGAAAAGAAGUCGCAAAAGACGAAAAAAGCAAUGCUGAAUGUGGUGUAAGUUUGGCUGGUUCGUGCGUAGCAAAGGAAGAAUAAAAGCAAACUCUUAACAGUCACAAACAUGAUGAUUUUGAUGUUGUAAGAGUUUGAUGAAUCGGCCGGCAGAACAGUGAAGAGUAAAGUAGGGAGGAGCACUGCUGGACGGGGCCAGAAUUCGGUGUAUAAUGGAAGCGCGUGUGUGAACCAGGCGGAGGACAAGAUCAUUGAUUAGGAAUAGGUGCGGAAGUAUUGGAACAACAGUCUAUUUACCGGUCUGGCUAACCAGUAACCGGGAGCCUUCCAAUCAGGGUCCAGGAUCGAUCCUACCACAAACGUGUGUGGUACUUUUCGCCAUAAAGCCAACCUCCCAGCAACCGCAUCAUGUGGAAUGGCAGUCAGGGGUCGGGCGGGGGCAAUGGCUCAGCCGGUGGUGGAGGGCAAUCCACAAACAACAACAAAACACUCGGAAUGACCUCUGCGAUUAGUUUGGCAGAACCAAAGCCAGAGGACCUGAUCAAGACGAAAGAGCUGGGAAAGGCACUCGAGCCGUACAAUGUAUUCGAGGAGGAACUGGAACUGAAUCACCGAAUGGAGAUUCUGGCCAAACUAAAUACCCUCGUGAAGCAAUGGGUACGGGAUGUGUCCAUUUCGAAACACAUGCCGGAGGAAUUGGCGGAGAAACUCGGCGGUAAGAUUUAUACAUUCGGAUCGUAUCGGUUGGGAGUGCACCAUAAGGGGGCUGAUAUUGAUGCUCUCUGUGUCGCUCCUCGGAACAUCGAGCGAGCUGACUACUUCGGGUCGUUCUUUGAGCUGCUCAAAAAGCAGCCGGAGGUGACGGAAUGUAGAGCUGUCGAGGAGGCAUUCGUGCCGGUCAUAAAGAUGAAUUUUGACGGGAUCGAAAUUGAUUUGCUAUUUGCGCGGCUGGCACUGAAAGAGAUUCCGGAUAAUUUCGAUCUGCGCGAUGAUGCACUGUUGAAGAAUCUUGAUCCGAAGUCAGUUCGGAGCCUGAAUGGAUGCCGUGUAACGGACGAAAUACUACGUCUCGUGCCGAAUAUCGAAAAUUUCCGCCUGGCGCUACGUGCAAUCAAAUUGUGGGCAAAGAAACACGGAAUUUAUUCAAACUCACUGGGUUACUUUGGUGGUGUAUCCUGGGCCAUGUUGGUAGCUCGCACCUGCCAGCUGUAUCCUAAUGCGACUGCAGCCACUGUGGUGCAUAAGUUUUUCCUGGUGUUCUCGCGUUGGAAGUGGCCCCAGCCGGUUUUGUUGAAGCAACCGGAAACACCCAAUCUUGGAUUCCAGGUUUGGGAUCCCAGAGUGAACGUACAGGAUCGGUUCCAUCAGAUGCCGAUCAUCACUCCAGCAUAUCCACAACAGAAUUCCACAUUCAACGUGUCCGCUUCGACGCGUAAGGUUAUGCUGAACGAGUUCAAUCGGGGAAUGCAAAUCACGGACGAAAUUAUGAUGGGCAAAGCUAGUUGGGAUAAGCUGUUCGAAGCUCCCAGCUUUUUCUUCAAAUAUCGUCAUUUUAUCGUUCUUCUGGUCAGCUCGAAUAACGCGGACGACCAGCUGGAGUGGUGCGGACUUGUUGAGUCAAAGAUUCGCUAUUUGAUUCUGAACCUCGAGCGAAAUCAGCACAUCAUUUUGGCUCACGUCAAUCCCAAGUGCUUUGAGCAGCACGAGCAGAACCAAUCCGAACGACAGAAGGAAAACGAUGGUGGGAAAACAUCGAACUUCUGCUCGUUGUGGUUUAUUGGGCUGGAAUUCGAGCGCACAGAGAACUUAAAUGUGGAUUUGACGGAAAGCAUACAAAGUUUCACAGAUUCUGUGCACAAACACGCGGUGCACAUCAAACUACUCAAGGAUGGGAUGAAAAUUGAAGCUCGACACGUGAGAAGGAAGCAGCUCAGCCAGUAUCUCGAUCCAAAUUUGCUGAAACGCGAGCGAAAGAAUUCCGAUACUGGGGUAGUGCUAACAUCGACAGCGGCAGCCACGAAUGCCAGCGCUGGUGCCGCCAUUCUCAAAAAACGACAAUCCUCGGAGAAUCUGACGGCGGCUUCCAACAAGAAACGAAGAAACGAUUCCUUUGACCACUCAUCAUCGAAUUCGUCCUCACAGUCGUCGCAGUCUUCAGCAACAAACAACGCCAGUAAAGGUACCACCACGAACAAAAGCAACAGCAACAGUGCUAACAACGCUUCUGCUCCUGCCGCUGCCGAACAAAACUGUGACAACCACAACGACAGCAGCAGCCACAAUAACAAUAACAUUUCGACGUUAGCGUUGGACGAUUCCUCGUCCGAAAUGACAACCACCAACGGCGACAACAACGUGGAGCAGGAACAGCAGCAGCAGGAACAACCGGUGGCGCAAUCGCAACCGCAACCGCCUGCAGUUCAGGUUGCUCAAACUCAACAGCAGCAGCAACAGCAGACGGCUACCGAGGUGGUUUGCUCAUGACAACCGAAUCCGUUCCGAAAGGUGAAUAAUUGUCACCCGUCGUUUCCACUACACAGUAACGGCAGCAGCAGCAACAACAACAGUAAUGCCAACCACAAUCACAGCAUCUACUAUCAGCAGCGCAGCGGCAAUUUUGCCGCUAAUGGUACCAAUAGUAACGGAGCUAGCAGUAAGAAGAUGAUUAUGGAUUCCAGCAAUGGCACCAGUGCCAACGCGAAUGGUGGCGGAAACUAUGCGAGUGCAAACCGAAUGCAGUUAGCUGAAGUUAAAUCAUCAUAACUUCAUUGAGCGGAUUCACGCCGACAACACAAACACACACAUCCAAAACCACAAAGAAGAGAAAGGGAGGCAAAUAUGUGUUCCCUUGUAAUUAUUUUAUAUCGCCUUUACAGCUUUCCAACUGUAUCACAUUUUUCCUCGGCGUUCUUUGUUCCACCCUCACGAAAGGUAAGAGAAGAUAAAUCUUAGUAUAAUAGUGUAGACACAACAACACACAGGUACUUGCAGAGAAAGGGAACAAGGCAAAAUGAUGAUUAUUCUAACAUAGUUGUUGACGAAACUAGCAGACGAUCUGGGGAGAAACGAAACAUAACAAGAGAAUUCAUUGUUCAAAGAUAAAAAGAUAUCGUAAACACUUCUAGCUAUACACUAGGCUAAACAACACCACCCUGUACAUAGUAAAAGCAUAAACACACAACUUUAAAACUACGCAAAACACAAAUAUGCUAGAGAGUUCAUUUGGCUAUGCGUUAAAGACUUAUAUGCUACUCUUAUUUAUAUACGAACCACGAGGUUAUUAUCUCAAAUCCAACAAAACGCUUCUAUUUCCGUAAUUAUUACUUUUUGCAGGAAAACAGAAGAUUCAUUUAACGUUUUUUUUUGUUUCCAAGAUUUAUUUUCAAUCAGAAACAAGGUAGGUUCCCAGUACAAUUCCACAGUUAUUUUGUACGAUUAAAAAGGUGCAAUCGGCAUUGAAAACACACGAGACGCGGUAAUGGGAAAAGAAAUUUAAUUUUUAGCUUCACUAUGAAAAUGUUCGGUGUUUAGACUCUUUAACGCGGGUAAUCUUGUAGUUUUUGACUAGCAAAAUUUACCUCUCGAGGAAGAUUAAUUUAUCGAGAAAGAAAAAAAUAUGAGAGCAGAGAAGAAAAGCAUAAAAAAUAAUUGAUGUGAAUUGUUUCCACUUGAAUUGGGGGAAGAUACAAAAAAAAAACUAGAAGAUAUUUUACGCAACAUUUUAUCAUCUGUAUAUAGAUAAAAGCAGUCUUUCUUAAAUUGAAUAAUUUUGCAUAAGCUAGGCAAGCAUUAUAUGAGCUAUGUUAUGUACUAUUAGUACUGAUAUGGUCGAUAGAUUGAUGAAAGUUUCACGAGAGAUAAGAUGAUUACAACACUGUUCUGUAAUUAAACUUAUGCUGAUUUACUUAAGUACCAGAACAAAACCAUGCGGAACAUAUUUUGAUGAUGAGGUGCCCGAGGUCGAGGACGAUGCGAGCAUCAUUUUAAGCAAACCGGGAUUUUAUUUUUAUAAAAUAACAUCCAGACAGUUUCGAAUUGAGAGAAACACUGAGAGAAUAUAACUAUAUGAAUGAACACAGCGGAAUAGAAAUUUAUGAAGAUCUAUCGUAUGAAUACUGAAAUAUAUGAAAAAAAAACAAACAUAAAACGGAAACAUUUACGAUAAACGAAUAUUACUUUCUUGUCGUUCAGAUAUUCAUUCAAACAUUAUAGUGAACAGAAACAAAAAGAUAAAUACAUUCUAUGAAGAAUUGGCGGACGUGGGCAGCAUUGAUAAAUACUACAUUGAUUGAACUAUAAACGUAUAAAAGUUAUUCGAAAUUCUACGGGAUAUUGAUUGUUACGCAUUUUCAUGAAUAACAAAAACUGGAAAGGAACGGAAGGGAAGAAGGUCUCCAGAACGAGUUACAGUCGAGAAGAUCGCCGAAAAAAAAAUAAGUAAUGAAAAAAAAUGAAACAAAACAGGAAUCGUCUCGUUUGGACCCAUUUCUGGAAACCAAUGUUAGGAUGGAUAGAAGAAGGCUAUGGUCAGGAGGAGCAGAGGUGAUUUGACAUUGAUACCUAUGUAAGAUUCCAUGUAACGUGACGCAACAUUUCGGAGAGAGUUUCAAUAAAGGUAUAUUUAUCCACGUUUCGACAGAAAGAAA